Messenger RNA from Sorghum bicolor (sorghum), 753 nucleotides. Its product is annotated as 40S ribosomal protein S24-1. Lineage: Eukaryota; Viridiplantae; Streptophyta; Magnoliopsida; Poales; Poaceae. Gene Ontology annotation, biological process: translation. Gene Ontology annotation, molecular function: structural constituent of ribosome. The transcript has 5 exons. The record is from RefSeq and is a predicted model, not a curated record. The coding region runs from base 117 to 530 and encodes 137 amino acids. Gene Ontology annotation, cellular component: ribosome.
CCUAGGGUUUUCCGUGCCGCCAGCCCCUUAACCCUCGUCCCUCUCGCGCAGCCACAGCCUCCUCCUUUUCCACCACCUCCACAUCUUCCCCGGCGGCGGCGCGGCCAGCUUCAACCAUGGCGGACUCCAAGGCCACCUCGGCGGUCACCCUCCGCACCCGCAAGUUCAUGACCAACCGCCUCCUCGCCCGCAAGCAAUUCGUGCUUGAGGUGAUCCACCCCGGCCGUGCCAACGUCUCCAAGGCGGAGUUGAAGGAGAGGCUUGCCAAGGUGUACGAGGUGAAGGACCCCAACACCAUCUUCGUCUUCAAGUUCCGCACCCACUUCGGAGGAGGCAAGUCCACUGGCUUCGGCCUCAUCUAUGACAACCUCGAGGCUGCCAAGAAGUUCGAGCCCAAAUACCGCCUCAUCAGGAAUGGUCUUGCUACUAAGGUUGAGAAGUCCCGCAAGCAAAUGAAAGAGCGGAAGAACAGGGCCAAGAAGAUCCGUGGUGUCAAGAAGACCAAGGCUGGUGAUGCCAAGAAGAAGUAAACAUUCAUUUACAUCUGUAAUACUGUUCUGGACUCUGGGUGGUCUAGUUGCAAUGUCAUAAUUGUGGUCGUGUUAGAUUUUGUUCCACCCUCAGCACUGAAGUGAAGUUUUGUAAUUCCUGGUUGUGAACCUACCGAGAUUGGCUGUAGCAUGUUAUGAGAUGAGAAGGUUAUUAACUUGCAAGCCAACCUAUUUUGUCACGCACUUGUGUGAUUUCCUCACC